Molecule: messenger RNA, 2432 nt
Organism: Sinocyclocheilus anshuiensis
Lineage: Eukaryota; Metazoa; Chordata; Actinopteri; Cypriniformes; Cyprinidae
Product: CLOCK-interacting pacemaker-like
Exons: 4
Coding region: 203-1273 (356 amino acids)
Biological process (GO): negative regulation of DNA-templated transcription; negative regulation of circadian rhythm
Cellular component (GO): nucleus
Source: RefSeq, a predicted model, not a curated record
UCACGUUGCUCUCUGUGCAGUCCAGUUUCCAAAACAACAGAAAUAUAAGCUUAGUUUUCUCUCGUCAAGCGUCAUUUCAUACACAAGCCUUAACAAGAGAAGGAGUUUGAGGAGAAUUGUUCUCGCUCUCAGUCAUUGCCUGGAUCAGGGCUGUACCGAUGGACUGAAAUCCAACAAAUCGGACCACCAGAGAAGAUCCAACAUGGGCAACAAACGGAAAGCCUCCAGUGAGAUCGACAGAGAUUCAGAUGCCAGCUCAGGAUAUUUUAGUGCUUUGGACCAGACAGAAUUUGAAGACAUAGGACCAACCAGUACUGCAGCACAAAGCAUGCCGGCAGCUCCUCAGGUGUCUUUCAUUCCUGGCUCACAUCCAGGCAUCUCUCCCAUGCUCGUAAUGAACAACCUUGUUCUCAAGCAGCGUAACUCCGUGGCCCCUGCAUUAAAACCUUGGGGCUUAAACACUUCACUAGAUGUGGUUCCUCAGUCCCAGCUGCUUUUCCUACAGCCAGUCAUGCCAGCUGGUGACUGUACCGGCCAAAGCUCUGACAAGCAGAAACAUUCCAGAAAGCAUGUUCCCAUGCAAAACACCUUUCCAAAAAUUGCACAAGGGUCUAUAGUCGACGAGGGUCCCAGUGCUAUCAAUAAGAGGUCAAACCACAGUCAUGCUGGAAGACAUCAACGACGCCGUUAUGAUGAAAAACCUUUCCACACUUCCUCUUUGAAACAGGAUGUGUCCGAGACAUUUAAAGAUUACGAUGUAGACCCCAACAUUGCUUCUUUGGGAGAAAUCGGUCACGCUGUUGAAGACGUAGCUGUGGAAGACUCCUCAUCCAGGCUUUCUGACCUUCAGGAGCCCCACACCACUUCACCAUUCUCACUGUGCACUGACUCCUUCCUCGCUUCAUUCCCUCAAAAGAGUCCCGAAGCUUCAGUCACCCAGAGCAGUGAUGUGGAGAAUAUCCCAGAGGCCCUCUCUCCAAGCUCCAGCAAACGCAAACGCUUCUGCAACACCUAUAACAUUUUGAAUCGGUCAGGCCUGCUGGGUAUCACACUGCGCACAAAGGAACUUAUUCGACAAAAUGAACGUUCCCAGGCCCAGCUUCAGAGUCUGCAGGCUCAGACUGACCUCUUCUUGGAGGCCAUAUGUAGUGGAGAUCCCAAAGUCUGGAUGAGAUUGCAGCUUAUCCUCCAGAACUCUGGAAACAGCGACUCACUGGUGGACUCUGUAAGGGGUGCAGAGCAGGAUAUCACAGAUGUGGGUUGUAUGGUGUAGUAGCAGGUUCGGAUUUUAUUAUUUCAGCUGUUGUAUUCUUGCUCCAACCGGCACUUUUCUAAUCAGUCGCUUAGCAAAUUUUCAACAUCUUGUUAUAAUAUCAGUAGGAAACAUCAAAGAUUUGAGUCUUCAAUAGAGUCCAGAGAUCUAGUUAUCACUCCAAGCGUUAGCUAUCCAACAGUAGUCAUCUUUAUCCUUGUGUCAAAAGUAUAUAACGACAGUGUUUAGGUUACAGUUGCACCUUUUUCUAAAUAAAGUGAUAGUGAUUCAGAAUUUAUUAGCAAACUCAAUUUGAAAAGAACGCUAUUAACCGUUCUAGUAUUUCAAUCUAAUUGGUUACUAUUUGGAAAGGAGGCCUUGGUAAACCAGAACCGAAAUUCUGCUCAGAAUCAAACAAAAUGGAAAACAGUUAUUUUCUAAUCACUGUAACUAAAAAAGGCCUUUAACAAAUGAAGAUAUGAGUACUUAAGUAUAAGUGCACAAUCAUUUUUUUUAUUCAGAUGAAAAUGUGAAAUUCAGUAUCAUCCUCGUGAAUAUUUGACAAUUUGUAGAAAUGUGUUUGUAAUAAUAUUGUUUGUACGUGUAUAAUGUGUUUUCAAAUGCAUCUCCAAGUAAAAGUUCUUGUUAUCUAUGAGAAAGACAGAAAGACCAAUGGACGGUAAGAGUAAGGGUAGUAAUAACCGUUUGUUCUGGUCAGAAUGUAUUUGAAGUAGCACUUCAAAUGUGGUUGUUAUUUGUAAUGCUUUGUUGUAUUAUUAAGUGAGUUGUUUACAUUCUUAAUGGAGGUUGUAAUUGUCGUUAGGUCUGGAUGUGAAUGAUUUUUUUUUUUUCGUAGCAAUCUGUUAUACUGCAUGUAUAGACUAAUAAGCUUUGAUGACAGAGGCCAGGUUUAGUGGAGUAAUGAAUGCACUGAAUGAAUGUGAUGGCAUGUACACUGUGCAAGUGUACUUUGCUGUACAAAUGUUCUUUUCUUUUUCUAUUGUUGUUUUCUGGUUUGCAUUUGUAUUUGCUUUCCAAAAAUAUAAACACAUUGUGUUGAUUUAUCAGAACCCGAUACUAAAUGACACAUUUUUGCUGUAGAAAUCUAUGCAAUAGUCUUGUUUAUUUUUAGCAUUGUACUGAAGUGCAGUUUUGUAUUCUGUAGGUGUCGUUUGACUUU